AUCCCGGUGAUAAAUAUAAGGUAAUCCUGCGCUGCGUUUGGGGCUGUGCAAGACGACACCAUGCACAUUGGACGGUGUAUGCCUUUUUCUUUUCCUCUGGAUAUUUUGUGUGCGUCAGUCGAGAAUGAUAUCGCAGGGUUUUGUCCGUGGAGGGCGUUAAAAGCCCAGUGUUGCGAUGUGUUUCAGCAGCACGACUAGAAACCUCAAGACGCUCGGCCGUUUGAAGUGCGGCUGUCCUGUUGCCAUAGCAACGUUUACACAAAAGGACCAGGAACUGAGCACAGGGACUGGAGCGCAGGACGCAGGUUUCAUUAGCAAUCGCACUAAAAACAAUAGUUGCGCUCCGUGGACCUAUCGACGCUUUCGGCGCAGCCUUCCGCAGCCCCGUCUCCUCCCCUCCUCGCCCGGCGGCAUGGAGUCCGAGCCCCGGCGCGUCACGGCGCUGGAGCGGGACCUGCAGUUCCUGCAGCAGCAGCACACGGAAACCCUGGGGAAACUGCAUGCGGAGAUCGAACAGCUGAGACGGGAAAAUAAAGAUCUACAGUACAAGUUGAUAAUGGAGCCAAAACAGAGCAGAAAAGGGAGCAGCACAACCUCCAGUGCCAGUCAAAGUGGACACCGCCUCAGUCAGCAGCCAUCAGUUAUAGCCUCAGGUUCCUCUAGGAGAGGAAAUGGGCAGCAGCAAGCAGAUUGCCAAGAGAAGAAAGGCAUGUUUAUAGAACAGGCUGUGCACAAGUUGCAGUUACACAAUACUCUUUCAGAGGACACCUUCCACAGCGGUACAGGAAGUGGUGGCGAGAAUGAGGUUGCAUGUGAUGCCGCAGCAUGCCCGGAACAAGACUUGAAAGGGGGUCUCAUUACAUCGCUGCAGCCUCUGAGAAUUCUCAGCAGUCCCUUGCAACCACCUCGGGCCCCCACCCUGCAGGAGUGCGAGGUCAUCAUCCGUCAGCUUUACAACGCCAACAGCCUCCAGUCUCAGGAGCUGUUACAUUUGAAGUCUGUCUUGAAGGAUAUUAUACUGAACAACAACAAAAUUACUCCUGAAACUUACAUUCUUACCAAGGCUUACUUGACAGGUACUUCCAGUAGGACUGGAGAAACAGGAAGAUUUCCAAAACUGUCACUUAAAACACUGCCAAAGAAAAUGCCUGACGCCCAGCCUUCUGCAGCAGAGAGGGUGAUGCUGCCAGCCCUGAAACAGUCUCUGGGAACCAGCUUUGCCGAGAGGCAGAAAAGAACACAAGCCAUGCAGAAGAACCGCUUACGAAAAGUUGUAAACUAAAAGACAGCUGAACAAAACAUGCUUAAUUGUCUUUAUGUUUUUUUAGCGGCACAAUAUACUUGUACAGAGCACUUAAAAUCGGAAUUGAUAUAAAGAUAAAAUCUGCUUGAUUAACAGUCUAA
Molecule: messenger RNA, 1404 nt
Organism: Lepisosteus oculatus (spotted gar)
Lineage: Eukaryota; Metazoa; Chordata; Actinopteri; Semionotiformes; Lepisosteidae
Gene: ccdc74a
Product: coiled-coil domain containing 74B
Source: RefSeq, a predicted model, not a curated record